AAAUCAGUUGUGUUUUAUUUGGCGCAUUAUUAAAAACAUUGCUCUCUUUUUCAAAUAAAAAUUAAUUCAAACCAACCAAGCUUUAUACAAUUUUUCAUUUUAGCUCUAUGUAAAUGAACUGUGCAAUGCAUCGCUUUGCUUGAAAGUAAUAUUUUCUUCGCUUACUAUUUUCAUGCAACCUUUCAAAAAUACGAACAAUUUGACCACGGUUAAACAGCAAAGUGCUAAUUACUUGUCCAAGUCAACCUGUAUAUUCAUCUUUAUUCAGUUUUUUGUUCCUAUACUUUGAAUAAGGUUUUAAAACUGGAAGCUCAAUUUCAGUUUUAUAGUUUAUUUUGAUCAUAUCGUGUCUGGUUAGUACAUUGACUAUCUAGUUGUUAACCAAUGAGUGAAGAGGACUGGGAAGCGACACCGCUCGAAGGACGGCGACUGGAACGCACUCGUGAUGACAACAACGGCAGACAAACAGAAGAAGGUGACGAACCCCCCCAGACAGAACGACCCAAUCGAACCAAAAAUUCAUCGUCUGAAUCAAACCGAGAGCAGAAUGAAGUAAACAAUAACAACAACGACAGCGGAAGAGGCCUCAAAAAAUCGAGAAAGAGAAAGUCAAAAAAGAAGGCAAAGGUCAGGUUUGCAAGUGAAGAGGAACAAGUGGAUCUGGCGAUUGCACCAGUGGCCGACGAACGAGACGGACUUCCUGUGACGUCAGAUGAAGCAAGCACCAUCGCCGACUGGGAACAGACUACCCAACUUCUCUCGUCGACUCUUCAGAACAUGGACGACGAGAUGAUUGCAUCAUCGCUGAUGCGCACCCAGUACAUCGACAUAGCUCCAAAUAGCGACCAGUUCGAACAGCAGGAGACCCAGAGACGCUACAGCAGUCCUAAGAGUCGCGAUCGGAAAGAGCUUCAGUCGUUUGAUAAUGAGCAACCAAAUGACGGCAACAAAGGUCGCCACUUUCCCCGAGCAGAUCCCGACCCGAAUAGGUCCAACAUGAACAACAGUUAUGUCACAAUGCAUGGCGGCAAAACCGAAGACGGCAACGACACGAAAGUCGAAGAUGACUCGGGGAGAAAAAAUAAGAACGAAGUGAACGAUACCCAAAUAUCGAAACGAACUGUGAAUGAGAUCUCGUUUGACACGACUUAUCAGAUACCGAAUAACGAGACGACAAUCAGACUGAACAGAAAUGAUGUUUUGGAGGAAAGUGAAACGCCUGCAUCAACAAUGGAAGCAGAAAUAUAUGGGAUGACGGAAUCUCCAGGAAAUUACGGUGAAAUCGACACCCCUCUUCUAGAACCCCAGAUAAUAUCGCUUCCUCGCUCGGAAGUGACUCUGGUCCUGGUCAACAUCGGAUGUCCGGAAACAUAUCAGCAAGAUUUCCAGGAUUUGAUUCGAGAAGUGAACAACGUACAAAUCCUCGGCCAAUUCUUUGUCGUCUCCGACAUCCGACUCGUCAGCUCGGAAAAUCCGACUUCGGCCGGCAUAUUUUCGAAAAGCAACCAAGACAAUUUAUUCGUGAUGGCAUUGUACGACGCGACCAAAACGAAUGAAGACAGUUUGAAGAGGUUGAGAUCAAAUUUUGAGAAGGUGAAGUUGCCACGUGAACAUAUUUUGCUGUGUGGAAUUUGCCCAGAAGGAACGAAAGUUGAAGAAAAUUUUGACGUCGGCCUUUUCGCCCUGAAGAACAAAAUGCUGCACAAGAUUUGUCACCUGACAUUCCCAGCUGUCUCGCAAUCCAUCGAGUGGGCAAUCAGGAUGCGCCUGGACUCCACCUCCCAGAUCACCCUCGUGCCCUCCCGAUCCACCCCCGGCUCACCUGUUGUGAACAGACUCGUGUCCGACAAACACUUCGACUCCGUGUCCGUCAAUCACAAACACGAUAUCGAUCUGACAUUCUCCGUCUGUUUAAUUGGACCUCCGAGAUCUGGAAAGUCCAAUAUAGUACAGAGGUUCGUCUACAAUUCGUAUCAGGAGUUGUACCAGAAAACAAUCGGCGCCGACUUUCAUCAAAAAGAUGUUCGAUUGAAUCAUAAAAAUCUGCGACUUCAAAUGUGGGACUUCGGAAAAGGUUUCGAAACUAUUGUCGAAGAUCAUUUGGUUUCAGCGCGAUGUGUGAUCGCAGUUUUUGAUCACACAAGUAGGAGUUCGCUCGAAUCUUUGUCAAACAUGUUAGACGAAUACAGCGGAGUCUUAUCCGAUAAAGUUCUCGUGAUAGCCGGAACAAAGUCAGACUUAAACGAAACCGAUAUCAGAAAAUCAAGCGAGAUCCAGUGUGUCGCGGAGCGCUUCAGUGCCAUCGGGUGGUUCCCUGUCAGCAGCAAAACAGGCGAAGGGUGUGGAAAACAUGCUAGUUGAUUGCUGUAUAAUGGUGAUGCAAACGGAGAAUUUUGAGAAAAAAGAUUACACACAUGAGCGAAACCACGGAAAUCGAAGAUCAAUUGGCGAAAUCGGGAAUCAUAAGCAAUCAUCCACUUGUACUAUUAUUUAGCUUUCAGUAACUUCAUUAAAAAUUCAAAUUUAAAGUCAAA
Molecule: messenger RNA, 2534 nt
Organism: Symsagittifera roscoffensis
Lineage: Eukaryota; Metazoa; Xenacoelomorpha; Acoela; Convolutidae
Exons: 8
Coding region: 385-2361 (658 amino acids)
Biological process (GO): vesicle-mediated transport
Molecular function (GO): GTPase activity; GTP binding
Source: RefSeq, a predicted model, not a curated record